AUGGGAGAUAAAGAAACCCUCAAGGAGGAAGCCUUCUUGGGGAGCACAGAAGAAGGAGCUGAUUUUGACCAAGCCAUGUUCCGUGUGAUGGAGACCUUCGAAAUCAAUGAUCCAGUGCCCAAGAAGAGAAACUGGGGGAGCUUUUUCAUGGCAGUCAUGGCCAUCCACCUGAUCCUGCUCACAGCAGGUACCACCCUGCUGAUGCUUAAAGUUGUCAGUCUGCAGAAGUGGAUCCUGGAGAAGUGCUUAGACAAUGAGACACUCGCUGCUGAGGACAGGUCAUUCUUCUCACUACAGCUGGCAAGUCCCCAAACACAGCUGGUACCUGGAAAACCUCAGCUGCAAGCCCUGCAGGUCCAGCUCACAGAGGUCCGCAUCAGCCAGAAGCAACUGCUUCAGCAGGUGGAUAACCUCACUCGGAAUCCAGAGAUGUUCCGGAUUAAGGGUGAACCAGGCUCCCCAGGUGUCCCAGGACCCCGGGGCCAACCAGGCAUCAAGGGAGAGGCAGGCCUCCAGGGACUCAUGGGUGCACCAGGGAAGCAAGGAGCAACUGGUGCCCCUGGACCUCAAGGAGAAAAGGGCAGCAAAGGUGACAAAGGUCUCAUUGGCCCCAAGGGGGAAAUUGGCACCAAGGGAGACAAAGGGGACAUAGGUCUUCCAGGGAGCAAAGGGGACAUGGGCAUGAAAGGAGUCACAGGGGUCAUGGGGCCCCCUGGAGCCCAAGGAGAUAAAGGCAAUCCUGGGAAACCAGGCCUACCAGGUUUGGCUGGGUCUCCUGGAGUCAAAGGUGAUCAAGGACAACCUGGAGUGCAGGGUGUUCCAGGCACUCCUGGUGCAGCAGGACCUUCUGGUGCCAAGGGUGAGCCAGGCCACCCUGGUCCUCCUGGGCCAACAGGACCCCCAGGGAUCUCCGGGAAUCCAGGUGCUGCAGGUGUGAAAGGAAGCAAGGGGGACACAGGAAUUCAAGGACAGAAAGGCACAAAAGGAGAAUCAGGAGUUCCAGGCCUUGCAGGCAGGAAGGGAGACACUGGAAACCCUGGGCUGGCAGGCCCCAAAGGAGAACCCGGACGACCUGGCCUGAAGGGAGACCCUGGAAUGAAAGGGUCUUCUGGCCAGCCAGGACAAAAGGGAGAAAAGGGUCAGAAAGGCCAGUCCUUCUUAGAAGUCCGGAUUGUGGGUGGCACCAAUCGAGGCCGAGCUGAAAUUUUCUAUAACAAUGUCUGGGGGACAAUUUGUGAUGAUGGUUGGGAUAAUAACGAUGCCAGUGUCUUCUGCCGCAUGCUCGGUUACUCCAGUGGUAGAGGAUUUACCCAAGGAGGAGGCUCUGGGACUAUCUGGCUGGAUGAUGUGAAUUGUCUGGGGACGGAGAACAGUUUGUGGAGCUGCAGGAAGAGCAACUGGGGCUCUCACAAUUGCAACCACAAUGAAGAUGCAGGUGUGGAGUGCCGCUGA
Molecule: messenger RNA, 1452 nt
Organism: Cricetulus griseus (Chinese hamster)
Lineage: Eukaryota; Metazoa; Chordata; Mammalia; Rodentia; Cricetidae
Source: RefSeq, a predicted model, not a curated record